UUCAAUCAAUUAUUGGACACCAUACAAUGUAGUCGUAAGGAAUUUGUUGAGGGUCUAAAACAGUAUCGUGCCAUAGAAUUUGAAGGGUGGAUGCGUGUCCUAGAAUGUGAAUAUGAAUAUCGUAUUGUCAACUUGAUGGUGGGAUUGAUUGCAGAAAAUUCCUGGCCUCUUGAUGAGGUGGAACGUGAAGAGACCAUCAAUGCUUUGGAGGGUAUUGCCUCAAAACAAAUUGUUGAGGGCCUCUUUGAUGUCUACACUAUACCCACAGAGGGGAAGGAAAAUCGUUAUACUUAUAAGGAAGAUUUGGUGGCCCGAAUUGUGGCACAAAAUAUUUUACAACCAGGUUUGAAAUUUCGGGUGGAUGAGUUUUUAAGCACCUGGCAAGAGGCUGUGCCCGAGGGCAUGAAAUGUGAUGAAAAAUAUCUAAGAGGUUUGGGUAUAUUCGAUAAGGAAGGUGCGGUGCCUUGUAUACGCUCAUUGGCGGAAGAAAAUUUGCCCCUGAAUAUACAUGAUCGCAUGAGAAUGCUGUUUAAAACCAAACCGAAAUGGACUUUGGAUGAAAUUGAACCUUAUAUUGAAUGCUUCUCCACCCCCAUCCUUUCCGUUUCUCAGAUUAUGGCCAAAUAUGCCCGCUCAUUAAUGGAAAAUGGUGUUCGUUAUUAUGUUACUAAACAUUAAAG
Musca vetustissima is the source of this 680-nucleotide messenger RNA. Its product is annotated as sister chromatid cohesion protein DCC1-like. Gene Ontology annotation, biological process: mitotic sister chromatid cohesion; maintenance of mitotic sister chromatid cohesion. The annotation marks the transcript as partial. The record is from RefSeq and is a predicted model, not a curated record. Gene Ontology annotation, cellular component: nucleus; Ctf18 RFC-like complex; chromatin. NCBI's taxonomy places the organism in Eukaryota, Metazoa, Arthropoda, Insecta, Diptera, Muscidae. The transcript is spliced from 3 exons.